Lytechinus pictus (painted urchin) is the source of this 4060-nucleotide messenger RNA. Its product is annotated as L-2-hydroxyglutarate dehydrogenase, mitochondrial-like. The transcript has 10 exons. The coding region runs from base 41 to 1435 and encodes 464 amino acids. Gene Ontology annotation, molecular function: (S)-2-hydroxyglutarate dehydrogenase activity. NCBI's taxonomy places the organism in Eukaryota, Metazoa, Echinodermata, Echinoidea, Temnopleuroida, Toxopneustidae. The record is from RefSeq and is a predicted model, not a curated record.
ACCGGUACCAAUACCUGUUCUAUCCUUGACAUUCACAAAAAUGGGAAGGCUCAAUAUUAUGCAUUUGCUCCGAAAGCAGACUUGGGACAGAUGUUUUCCGUUGUUAGCUUCACCAAAUGGUUCUCUAAGUUCUGUUCGGUAUUCUUCUAAAAAUAGAUCAUACGCCACAUCCCAAAGAAGUAAUGAUUUUGAUGUGUGUAUCGUUGGAGGUGGGAUAGUUGGUCUUGCAACUGCUCAGGAGCUGAUCUGGAGGCAGCCGAAUCUUAAACUUGCCGUAGUGGAGAAAGAGUCUCAACUUUCUUUGCAUCAGAGUGGUCACAACAGUGGUGUUAUCCAUGCUGGGAUUUACUACACCCCUGGGUCUCUGAAGGCUAAACUCUGUGUAGAAGGUUUAGAAUUGGCCUACAAGUAUCUAGAUGAGCAUAAUCUUCCCUACAAAAGAUGUGGAAAGCUUAUUGUGGCACGUAAUGCAGAGGAAAUACCAAGACUAGAUGCACUGCAUGAAAGAGGACAGAAAAAUGGUGUGAAGGGACUAAGGAUCAUGAAUUCAGAUGAGAUCAGAGAAGUGGAACCAUAUUGCAAGGGUGUAAAGGCCAUCCAUUCUCCAAACACUGGGAUAGUUGACUGGGGCCAGGUUGCACAAUACUAUGGCAAGAACUUUGAGAGGCUUGGAGGCAGUAUCUUCACCAACUUUGAGGUUACAAACUUUGCCAUGACAACAGAAGGCAAAACUGGCUCAAAAGAAGGUUUACAACAUCCCGUGACCCUGCAAGCCAAGUCUGGUAAAUCACUGAGAUGCAGGUAUGUGGUGACCUGUGCUGGUCUUUACUCUGAUCGUGUAGCAGAGAUGUCUGGCUGUAGCAAGAUUCCAAGGAUUGUGCCUUUCAGGGGCGACUACCUCCUACUCAAAUCAGAAAAAAAUUACCUCGUAAAUGGCAAUAUCUAUCCAGUUCCCAACCCCAAGUUUCCAUUUCUCGGUGUACACUUCACUCCUCGAGUUGAUGGUAGUAUAUGGCUGGGUCCUAAUGCUGUUCUAGCACUGAAAAGAGAAGGUUACAACCUUCUUGAUUUUAGUUUGAAGGACAUGAUAGAUGCUGCCUCAUUUAGUGGUCUGAGAAAACUUGCCUUCCGCCAUCUUGGAUAUGGACUUGGAGAGAUGUACAGAGGAUUCAACUAUGCAGCUCAGGUCAAACUUCUUCAGGAGUACGUCCCUGAUCUCAAAGUCUCUGAUGUCACAAGGGGUCCCUCUGGAGUCAGAGCUCAGGCACUGGACACAGACGGCAACUUGGUGGACGACUUUGUCUUUGACAUCGGAGUUGGUGGAAUAGCAUCUAGGGUACUUCACGUCCGGAACGCUCCUUCCCCUGCGGCCACCUCCUCUCUCUCCAUAGCCAAGAUGGUUGUUGAUAAGGUGCAGGACACCUUUAAAAUAUGAAGCCCGGAGGAGACAGCAUGACAAGAUAUGCAAAUUUAUAUUGUUCAGACAUGAUGAGAAAAUUUGCCUAUCAACUAUAAGAGGCUUUUUCCAAAAAUUCAUGGACAAAGUGAUGGAAUCAUAUGAGUAUUUUUAUGAUACUGAAGAGAUUCUCCAACAGAGUUUUGAACAUGUCAUAUUUCAUAUAUUUUAAGGUCAAAUGUGUUGAUUCUUAUAAAGGGAUCCUUAUCUCAUGAUGUAGAGAUAGUACAGGUAAAAUUAGGCCCAAAGACAAAGUCAUUUUCAUUUUGCAAGGCUUUUUAUGGGAAAAAUAGUCAAGUUGAGGACACUAAAAUGCGACAUGCUCAAACAGGGUAUACAUGUUAUGCAACUAAUCAACAUAUUUCAUAUGUAUUUUGCUCUCAUUGUUGUAAUUAUGUUGCUACUGUGUCAAGUAUGCAGGGAAUAGCAAAAAUUGCAAAUACAUUGUAACUAAAGGUUUCAAAUUACUCAUUUCCAAAGUGGAACAUGCGUUACUCUUGGUGUCCACCUUGUUUUGGGGUAACAAAUGUUCCAAAGUGCAGCUAGAAUGUGGACUAGCAAAUGAGAUACCUUAGUAAAACUUCUUCAAUUUGAAGAACUCCUUGAAUAAUGGAUAAACAAUGAGAAAUUGCUUUCAAAAUCUACUAAAUGUAAUAAAUUCUGGGUACUAAAUUAGGGGAAAUAUUUGGUGUCCAUGGUAACACGUGUUCUGCAUCCAUAUACAGAAAUCUGUAUAGCACAAAGUUCUAUAAAAACAGAUUAAUAAAAUCAAUCCAAAAUAGAUUUUUUUAAAUGUGGCAGCCAUUUUCAUUUUGGUGUCCACGUUUGGACACUGUUUAACAAAUGUUCCACGCAUUUUCAGAGGUAGAAAAAAUCUGCGAAGAAAUUAACACAGCCAUGGUUUACUGGCAGAAUACAAUCAUAUGUAACCACAAACUAAAAACUUUGAAAUGUUGAACUUUUGCAUGAAGAAAUUUAGCUAAUUCUCUAACUCAUGUAAUAUUUGUUAUGGUGGACACCAAGCAUAAUUCAUAAAAAUGCAAAUAGAAACCCAUACAUAAGAAAAAAUUCAAAAUAUGUUCAUAUCAUUGGAGACCGCUUGAACUACCUCCCCUGGUUAUAUGGAUAUCUCAUGAAUGUUUAUUGAUAAAUUAGUGUGUUCAGAGCAUUUUAUGAAGGAAUUUAUAUUUUUAGUCUGAGGUUACACUUUCCCUCUCCAGUAUUGUAAAACUACUCAUAUUUGUGCAAACUUUAUGACAAUGUAAAUGGGUCUAUAUAUGUUUUUUUUUUUUUUUUUUUUUUUUAGCCAGAUGACAAAAUCAUGUCUCUUGACUCGGCAAACUAUUGUAGCCACAUAUCCUAUUUACAUUGUAAAUAAUAUGUUGCUUGGCUUUGUUGAUGAUAUCAUAUCAUGUCUGAACAUGCCUUCCGGAUCCUCAGAGAGAGAGAAUUUAAUGCUUUGUAUUUACACACCUAAUGUAAUCUUGAUUCACUUGCAAUGUAGAUGAAUCAAUUUUACAUUUAUUUUUGCAAGCAUAUUUUCAGCUUACCGGUAAUGAACAGAAGGACUUAAACUCAAAUACUAUGAUUUGAGAAAAGUGAUGUUCAUUCAUUUUCUACCAUGCAAAUGUACCUAGAUGUGAUAAAGUGAUAUUAUGCCUUUAAGAAAAAUUGAUGGAUUUAUGAUUUUCAGAAUCUGUAGGUAGGUGUUAUAGAUUAUAUUGGUAAUAGAAUUGCAGUGGCCAGAAGCUGAGUUUCGUCCUGUGUGCCAACAUUUGAUUUUUUAGAUAGAAAAGUUACACACUGCCAUACAACUCAAAAUAUACAUUUACUCCACGUAGAUAUGGAUGAAUGUUUGAUAUUUUAGUGUAAUGCUAAUUGUUUUUCUUUUGUCUGCCUUGUCCAUAUUGAUUCCAUGGAUAAACAGAAAAUAGGAGAAAUUUGUCUGUUGUCAAAGGUGAUUUAUUUGGAAUAUGAAUGUCAACAAAAGUCAUGAAUCAUUUGUGGCAACGUUUUUAUUUUUGAUAAAAUAUAGAAAUGGUUUGCAAAUAUUUUGUGAAUCCUGUUUAUAAUUGACCUUCAUAACCACCUUGUAUACAAGGCAAAAAUUUGAGCCUAAAGUAUGAUGGAGAUAUAGUGUUUGAAGACCAUUUUAUAGCAUUUACAUCCUUUAAAAAUUAUUUGCCUCUGGCCAUAUCAGAUAUGGCUGAAUUCUGAUUCCAUCUCUGUGUCUCACUAUGAACUAAGAUAAUGAUAUUGGGCAAACAAUAUGAAUUUCAUUGACAAUAAUAGGUGAAAAAAAUCUCAAACUCAAUCUGAAAUACAAAUGAAUUUCAUUAAAUGAAAUGUUUUUCUUUUGUGAAAGAAAUGAAGUGAAAUAUAUCUAUAGAAGUCUUCUUUGAGUCUUAGACUGCUCUGACUUGCAGGAAGACGAAAAAAAUUGUGGCAAAAUUUUAUUGUGGCAUUGGUAAAAAAAACUUACCUACAUAUAGUCUUACAAAUACAGAUGUAAGCUGUACCUCAUGAAAAUGGAAAAUGCACUUAAUAUUAUUAAACAAUUGUAUUUUAUACUGUACAUUAAAUAGCUUUUAUCCGAUGUAUGUU